AGUUUCAGGCCUUCUCACUGAGUUGCUUAAGUUUCGAGUCUUGGUCGUCAUCGUCGUCAGACUCCAACUUUGUCCGUCAGCAACCCUCUCCGUCUCUGAGUCUCUCUGUGUGUGUUUGUGUGAAAUCAUGAUCUUUGUUGAUGGGCUUCCCUUUUCUACAGACUCUUCUGCAUCGCCUCAGGGACGGGAUACUCUGGUUGCUCUACUGGAACACCCUGCUUUGGUAGAAGCCUCAAAUUCGUUCAAAGCUAUCCCGGAGAGGAGAUUCUCUGUACGUGAAGAGUCAGUUCUGGACACAUCGCCACGUAGUAAAUGGGUUUAUUUGUUCCAGAGAGAAUAUGCAACUGUUGAUCCGGCAUUGGUGGAUUUUGUUGGAACUGAUGAAGCAACAACCUGUAUCGGUGUGGCCAUCUGGAAUCCGAGAAAUGGAAUGACCUCAGUUGCUCAUAUGGAUUCUCCAAACAUUGUGGACACGGGUUUAUCCCAAAUGUUGUCACUUCUUGUUGACCAUAACACGGAUAUGGAGUUAGAUGUGCAUCUAGUUGGUGGAUUUGAAGAUGUUUCAACUAAUGUUUGCUCCAGGAUCCUCUACUUUGAAAACUUGGAUGGUUAUUCCUUCCCUUUAGGUGCCAAAAUUGUUGAAACUUUAUGGAAGAGACCGGAGAAAUUCCAUAUACGUACUCUAUGCAUUCUUGGGCAUAACACUAGAAGGGAUCCCGAGGGAAAUGCGUACCCAAACUUCAACGGUUUCAUGAUAGGAACUUCCACCGGAUCUAUUACCCCAGCUAUCUUUGACAAAACCUCAAGAUGCCCUGAUGAAGUUGUCAGGAGAAUUCGAGUUUCUGUAUCAUAUGAGGACUCUAGUUGGAAAGGAAAGUUACUAGAAACAUAUGAUACUCAAACUGAUCAUUUCAAGAUAGCUCCAUGUUGCUGGACACUGCAGCAGUUACAUUUUGCUUUGUCAUUACAACACUACUCUGAUUCAGAAAUCCUCCUCAUGUGUUCUACUUCACCCUCAGCUGAGAACCCAGAUUUUGUGGAGAAUAUGAGAAGGCAAUGGGACUACCUAAUUAAACACCCAGAUUGGAGAGAAACCUUUCCCAUGAAGCAGCCACGCAUAUUUGAGAGGACUGCUGAAGGUGGCUGGAGAAAGCCACAAGGUGCUGAUACAUCAAUCAGUAGGAGGUUCUAGUUAUUUUGCAAUCUUACCCAUGUCUCUAAAUUAUAAGUCCCGCAAUUAUUAGCAAACCAACUAAAUCAAUUUAGAUGAUCAUGCAACAAAUUUGAACUAUCAUGUUCUCGGCCUUUAAAAGAAGGAUGUAAGUUGGUAACUCAUCGCAAUCUUAGCUGUUUUUGUCAGCGAUUGCUUGUUGUUAACUGAGUACUUAUGUUGCAAUUUAAGGGUCUGUUUGAUAACUA
Molecule: messenger RNA, 1419 nt
Organism: Malus domestica (apple)
Lineage: Eukaryota; Viridiplantae; Streptophyta; Magnoliopsida; Rosales; Rosaceae
Product: protein N-terminal asparagine amidohydrolase
Biological process (GO): ubiquitin-dependent protein catabolic process
Cellular component (GO): nucleus
Molecular function (GO): protein-N-terminal asparagine amidohydrolase activity
Source: RefSeq, a predicted model, not a curated record